Drosophila nasuta is the source of this 2088-nucleotide messenger RNA. RefSeq lists its product as uncharacterized. Gene Ontology annotation, molecular function: transmembrane transporter activity. Gene Ontology annotation, biological process: transmembrane transport. Gene Ontology annotation, cellular component: membrane. Lineage: Eukaryota; Metazoa; Arthropoda; Insecta; Diptera; Drosophilidae. The coding region runs from base 115 to 1983 and encodes 622 amino acids. The transcript is spliced from 3 exons. The record is from RefSeq and is a predicted model, not a curated record.
UUAUAAGCGCUUUGCCUACGCUCGGAGCUUUUAGUGUCGACACACCUUCCAGCGGAGUUUGUUCUGUCAAUCGAUUGUUAUAACGAAAAAAGAAACUAUUGCGGGAAAUCUAAAAUGAAGAACGAUAAGUAUUUGCCGCCGGAGCCAGCUGCGCCACCCGCAUUCGGGUUUUCAUCGGCUCCGCCGGAAGGAGCACAGAACUAUCCGCCGCCAAGCUAUUCGCAGCAUGCAUAUCCACCACAAGGACCUUCAACUUCGGGAUUUUCAUCACAAGCAUAUCCACCACAGGGACCUCCAGCUCACGGAUAUCCACCACAGGCACCUCUAGCUCACGGAUAUCCACCACAAGGACAUCCAGAACACGGAUACCCACCACAGGGUCCUCUAGCACAUGGAUAUCCACCACGGGGACCUCCAGCAUAUGGAUAUCCUCCCCAAGGACACUCGCAAUCAGGAUAUCCACCACAACAAGACUUUCCUCAACAAGUCUACUCACCUCAAGGCUACCCACCACAAGGAUACACACCACAGGCAUAUCCACCACAGAGCUUUGCUCCUCCAGGACAGGUCUAUGCACAGCCAGCACAACAUUAUGUGCCACCUCCUCCUCCACCACCUCCUCCAACUAUAUUGCUGGUGCGUCCGUCUGGUUGGUAUCAAAGAACCAGGUUAAAUCGACCGCAGAUGAACGUAUUAAGUGCGGCCACAUUUAUAUUUGCCACGGGUGGCAUGAACAUUGCCUGGAGCAUUGGAUUCCGACACAGGAUCUACGAUAGAGCAAGCGACCAUGUUCGUGUGGCGUGGUUCAUCGGUGCCAUCAUUGGAGCUGCCGUUGCAGCAUUCUUGCCCAAAGUGAUACCUCGACGAUUGAUUACGAUCUUCUGCUCGACGCUGGUGCUCAUCGGAGGCAUCGUUACUUGGAGCAGUUUCUACAGUGUCGACGCUGUCCUGGCCAACCUCUACUUGAACGGAAUUGCCAAUGGCUUAGCAUUUGCUCCCACAGUAGCCUUGGCAGGGGAGCUGGCAGUGUUCUACAUGCGUGGCAAGAUCACCGCAAGCACCGAGCAGCUGAGCUUCAACCUUGGCAUCUUUCUACAAAUCAUUGUUGACUCGACCUACAUUCCAGACGACUACGACUUCGCUCCCGAGUAUGUCAAUGGCAUUAUAACUACGGUGUUCGGAUUCGUGGGACUAGUUAUGGCUGCCAUAAUGUUCGUUGAAUCGCCAGUCACUUUGGUGGCCACUGGACGCGAACAGGCGGCCACCGAUGCACUGCGUCGCCUGCAGCGACCGUUUUUGACAGCACAAGAGGAGACUUUGGCUCAGCUGGAGGAGCACAAGCGUUAUGUGACCGAGAAUACGAAUAUGUCCUCAGAGGAGAGUUUUAGUCAGGCGAUUCCUGCCUUUCUUAAGCUCACUGCAAUACGCUGCAUCAGUGCCAUCAGCAUUUCAAGUUUCUUCGUCGAAAUUCUAUUUUUGGCCAACAGACACUCCUACUAUUGGAAUGACCAACAUGCCCUUAUCUUUGGAGCGGCUCGACUGCUGGGCAGCUGCAUUGCCGCCUUAAUUGUGGACUCGUUGGGACGCAAGGGGCCAACAGUUGUGGGUCUUGCUGGGACUGCAAUCUUUGCCUGUGUGGCUGCCAGUCAAUCCUAUUAUAGCUACAGAGAUGCCAUCUUUUGGCUGUAUUUCUUCCAACUGUUCGCUGGCUUGGCAUUCACCAUGACAUCCGCAUACCUAUCGGAGGCCUAUCCCCUCAAAGUGAAACAGCAUUUCCUGAGCUUUACCUUCAUCCUCGAAAUGGUGAUCUUCAUCAUUAUGGGAUUGAAUUAUUUAAUUGAUGAAUUCCAAUACAUAGUCGGUGGCAUCUGCGCGGGUGCAUUUUUUAUUAGCAUAUUGUGUCUGCCCGAGACUCGAAGGACGACGCUACGUAUUGCUCAGCAGAGAUUCAGAUCCUUUAUUUCAACGUGCAAUAAUUCUUAAUACGAAAUAACCGAAUUUGUUAUACGACUAUCGAUAAAUGCAAAAAUGUAAUAAAACUAUCUUGUAAUAAACUAAACUUAAUAAAGCUAACUACUUACAAAAAAA